AUGGCGUCCGGCGUGGUCGUCCUGAUUGGUGGCGACGCGCGGCUGCCCGUCCGCCCGCACCACCGCGGGCUGCUCCGCUGCUGCCCUGCAGCUCUCGACGCCCACAAGCUCCACCUCGCUGCUCCAACCCCGCACAGGCUCCCUGCAGCUCCGCGGCUACCCCCGCGUCCGGCCUCUCGUCGCCACCUGGGGCCCUCCCGCGCCCGGCGUCCGCACCCGGACGUGGCGACCACCACGCCCUGCCGCCUCCUUACACGCGUGCCGGCUUGGCCCCCCGCGGCCGCGCGCCAGUUCGGCCGGCCGACGUCCUGCCCGCCUCCGGUCCCGCGCUUGCGGUCUGCCUGGCCGCCCUCGAGCUACUCCGGCCGUCUCCCGCGGCUGUCCCGCGCCGGCUCCGUGAGCCCGGGCCGCCUGCUCCGCGUGCCGGGUCCGCGUCCCGCCUGGCCGGCUCCAACAUAUGACUCCGACCCCGCGUGCGCCGACUUCGCGUCGCCAUCCAGCACCCGGCCUCCCGCGGCUGUGCGCGCGCCGACUCCCCCACCCGUCCAGCUUCGCGCGCGCCGGCCUCCCGCCCUCCGCGCGACCCGGCCCGGCCGGCUCCGCGCAUCCCGGGUUCGGCUCCCCCCGCGCCGACUCGCCGCCUCGCCCGCCCGCCGGCUCCCGCGGGCCGGCUUCGCCUUGCUUCGGCCGCCUUGCCCCGCUGGCCGGCGUCCGCCUCGUCGCUCCUCCAUGCGGCCGAGUGCCCCAAGCCCGCACCGGCUCCCCUCGCUCAUCGCCUGCCGACUCGCCGCCCCACGGGCCGGCCUCCGCGCGGUCGCGCCGCUUCGCCCGCAUCGCCUCGCGUCGCCCCGCCGACUCUGGCCGCGCGCCGGCUCCUUCAGCCCUCGCCGCGCCGGCUUCACCGGUGACCCGGCCUGA
Aegilops tauschii subsp. strangulata is the source of this 918-nucleotide messenger RNA. The record is from RefSeq and is a predicted model, not a curated record. Lineage: Eukaryota; Viridiplantae; Streptophyta; Magnoliopsida; Poales; Poaceae.